Molecule: messenger RNA, 378 nt
Organism: Colletotrichum chrysophilum
Lineage: Eukaryota; Fungi; Ascomycota; Sordariomycetes; Glomerellales; Glomerellaceae
Exons: 2
Coding region: 1-378 (125 amino acids)
Biological process (GO): regulation of transcription by RNA polymerase II
Molecular function (GO): RNA polymerase II cis-regulatory region sequence-specific DNA binding; DNA-binding transcription factor activity, RNA polymerase II-specific
Source: RefSeq, a predicted model, not a curated record
AUGGUUGACACUACCGCUAUCGGCAGAGAAUACCAGGGCGAGGUAGAUGAGGCGGGCGAGCAGAGCGAAAGCUGGCCCCCGGGAUCGAGCAAGAAAUACCGCGUCAAGAACCGGGCGGCAGCGAAGCGGUGCCGCGAAAAGACGAAACAGUACGAGGAAGACCUUGCGGUCCAGGAGAAGGAAAUCACGCAGGAGCGGAUGUACCUCGACGCGUGCGUGACGGCGCUCAAAAACGAGGUGCUGACCCUCAAGAACCAGAUCCUGCAGCACAGCGACUGCGGCUGCGAGCUUAUCGAGGGAUACAUCGCCAGAGCCGCGGGCGGUAUCAGCGCGGCAGCCGCCGCACCGCCGGGUCCCCAGGAAUACCAGUCGAUCUGA